Molecule: messenger RNA, 729 nt
Organism: Cataglyphis hispanica
Lineage: Eukaryota; Metazoa; Arthropoda; Insecta; Hymenoptera; Formicidae
Gene: CCDC53
Product: WASH complex subunit 3
Exons: 4
Coding region: 97-594 (165 amino acids)
Biological process (GO): exocytosis; actin filament polymerization
Cellular component (GO): WASH complex
Source: RefSeq, a predicted model, not a curated record
GCGAAAUCUUUCCGUAGUACGCGGUACGCGUGACAGAGGAAUUGACAGUUUGGUAAACUGAAAACAAGAAGGCUUUACACACGUCUGUAAUCCACGAUGAGUGACUACAAGAUACCGAUAAUCGAGCCGACAAUAGAUUACACAAAGGUACCGCCAAUCAACCAAAAACGAACGGUCUCUUUUAUAAAUCAUUUUAUUACUCAUACCGUUACGUUUUUAAAUAAAUUUGCCCUAUGCUGCGAGGAGAGACUAUUCGAGUUUGAAAAUAAGUUGCAAAAGUUAGAAGCGUCGUUAGAGAUACUAGAAUCGCGGUUAUCUUCUAUACCUGGUUUAGAACAAGAACAUCAUAAAGAAUCAGAUAGUUUUAAUGAGAAUGAUAAGAGUAAGUUAGAGGAAGUAGAAGUACACAAAGUGGAUGAGCCUGAUAACAGUGAAGUAAAACCUAAAGCCGAAGAGACAAAAGUACAGUCUGCAGCUAAAGAUCCUCGCUAUGAAAAGUACUUUAAAAUGUUACAUGUUGGUGUACCAAAAGAAGGCGUUAAAUUAAAGAUGAAGCAGGAAGGAUUGGAUACCUCCAUAUUGGACAUUCCAUAACAGAUAGUUCCUAUACUACAGUCAUUGGAUAACAGGAAGAAUCAAGAUGAAUAAGAAUUAAGAAGUUAGUGCUGCUCGUUUAGACAUUUUCACAUUAUAGAACACAAACCAUCCAAAUAAAGAUGUGUAAAAAUC